Osmerus eperlanus (European smelt) is the source of this 3649-nucleotide messenger RNA. RefSeq lists its product as uncharacterized. Lineage: Eukaryota; Metazoa; Chordata; Actinopteri; Osmeriformes; Osmeridae. Gene Ontology annotation, cellular component: IRE1-TRAF2-ASK1 complex. The record is from RefSeq and is a predicted model, not a curated record. Gene Ontology annotation, biological process: protein phosphorylation; intrinsic apoptotic signaling pathway in response to endoplasmic reticulum stress; IRE1-mediated unfolded protein response. The coding region runs from base 264 to 3047 and encodes 927 amino acids. Gene Ontology annotation, molecular function: protein serine/threonine kinase activity; ATP binding; RNA endonuclease activity. The transcript has 6 exons.
UCAGCCAAGGGCUUUCAGUGAUCCAAAGGAUAACAGAUCCUCUUAUACGAUGCAUCAUAGACAAAAAAAACAAGAUAAAGCAAAAGAUUAGAGGUCGGAACAUAAAUGGACUUUACCCAUGCAAGGAGUGGAAUGAUGAUGUCACCCUCUUGAUUGCUGCUGUUGCAACUAGCAAUGUGGAGCUCUGUUCUUUACUUUUGAAGGAGAGUGCUGACCCAAACCAAGUAUCAUCGAAUGGGUGGACACCUCUGCAUUAUGCCUGUAUGCAAAAUGCUCCAGUGGAUAUAGUAGGAAGACUACUCAAUGCAAAAGCCGAUCCGAAUGGUGUUAAUGUCAAUGGUCAUCCUCCAAUGUUUACACCACUUCAUAUGGCUGCAAAUUAUGACCGAGAGGAUAUUGGGAAGCUCCUCAUCACCGCUGGAGCAUUUGUGACAGUGUGUCAUGAGACUCUUCCAAAUGGUCAUGUUAUUAAUACAAAUAUGACUAAGAUGAUACAUAAUUUGGCAUUAGCUGGUGACUUAAGUAUUGAUGUUUCCAAAUUAAAGCAUCACUUAGCCAUGGAAAUAGCAGUACAACAAAAAAAAACAAUAGAGGUUUUCACACUCUUCAACCAAUAUUUGCUUGAAGAUAACCCUCAAACCCACUUGAAUAUGAUUGAUAUUUUAUUUGGCAUAAAUGGGCCUGAUAAUAUACAGAAGGAGUACCGAGAAAAAUGCAUGAUGUGGCUGAAAGAAUCUGACAAUCUAAACGUUUAUAUUGAGGAUACAAUCAAACGUUUUGACACAAUUCCUAAACAACAUUUAAAAUUCGGUGUUGUCAGAGUUCUUGAUACAGCUUUCCGCACCAUGGAAGAGAUUCCAGAUGGUGUUGCAGUUAAGAUGGUCCCAAUACUUCUCAAACUUCUCUCCACAAAAAUUCAACAUGAGCAACUACUUGUUCUGAGAGUACUGUAUGUGAUCACCCAGAAGACAAUGGUAAAAAAGGGCUGGGAUUCAUGUCUCCUUGACAUGUUAGGCAAGAAAAUAUCCCCUUUUGUGAAGUCAGAAGACUCAGACAUUAAGACACAUGCCUUCUGCAUAUUUGCAAACCUGCGUUCAUGUGAAUGGGACAUUUCAUCAUUUGGAAUAAGUUCAGUGCCAAAGGAACUUCUCACAUGUGCAGGAAUGGUGAUGGAUGGAACACUUAAAGACAAACUGAAGGAGCUGUGCGAAUACUUCAGCCGAUCAUCUGUCACAGAUUCAACACACACAGGUGAAGGUUCAAAUGGUCAUCAACCACAACCAAAGAAGAAGAAAAAAAAGAAGAAAAAAAAGAGCAAGAAGUCAGAAAUCCAGGAGAAGGAUGAAGACAACACUGUCUGUUCCACCUCCUCUACUCCUGUUGAAGAGUCGGGUCUUUCAAGUCUGAGUACUGAGCCAUUUCACUCCUCCGAAACACCACAACCACGGAAGUGGGUUGAAAUCAGCAAACGAUGGAAGCCCAAGUUGGAAAAAUUAGCUCACAUGGAUGACAGGCAAGUCACUAAAAUAGGUAACCUUACUUAUGUGAAUACUGGAGAAUAUCGCAUAGCAAAAGGAAGUGAUGGGACAGAGGUGUUCCUGGGCCUCAGGGAAGAUGGCACAGAAGUAGCUGUUAAGAGAAUGUCCAAGUCAAACUAUGAAGCUCUCAAGAAUGAGAAAGGAUUCUUACAUCUUCCACAUUUGGACCAUCCCUGUAUUGUCAGAUAUGUAGACUUUGAAGAUGAUAUAAACUUUGGUUAUCUUAUUCUUCAACUUUGUGAAUAUACCUUGGAAGAAUACAUCAAGAAUGACAUUUCAAACAAACGACCCAAUGUACUGGAGAAAUUUGCACAUGAGUUACUAUAUAGUCUAGAAGUGCUUCAUUGUCACUCACCACAGAAUAUUAUACAUCGGGAUAUAAAGCCACAGAAUGUUUUGAUAGACAUCACAGACAAAGCAAGAUUGUCAGAUUUUGGGAUAAGUCGACGUUUACCAAAAGGACAAACAACACUUCGCACAAGCAGUGCAGGAACAAAGUGCUGGAAGGCCAGAGAAACUUUAGAUGACAGCAACAACACAGCAUAUAAGAAGAGUACUGAUAUCCAGGUGGCUGGGAUGUUGAUAUAUUACAUCCUGUCAGGUGGACAUCACCCAUUUGGAGAAGGGAUUUAUUGUGAGUGUAACAUUCAUGAAGGAAAGUACAAUCUGAAGCAUGUUGACGACAGGGUGGCAAAAGACCUCAUUGAGUGGAUGAUCAAUAAGGAGCCAAAGCAGCGACCCACAGUGGAAGAAGCCUUGGCACAUCCCUUCUUUUGGGACAAAGACAAGAGGGUAGAAUACCUGAAAGAGGUCGGAAAUCAGCCAGAGCCAGAGAACUGUCGUAAUGCAGAUCCUAAACUUCUUGAAGACAUGUCCCAAUGUGAUAAAGUCCAGUCCUUCAGUGAGUGGAAGACUAAGCUGCCCACUGAGUUGGUGAAGAAGGUGGAAGAAUGGCAGAAGACGAAAAAGCCGAAGCUUUACCCACAGCAUAUGCUGGGAUUAUUACGCUUCAUACGUAAUCUCUGGGAGCACCACAUUGAAGAUGCAGUCACUGUUGACCUGAUCCAGAUAUUCCCUGAUCUGUUUGGAUGUGUAUACAUCUUUGUCAAAACACUUGAUUGGAAGUCAAGACCGUCGCUAAAAAAAUUUGGUAAAAUAAUACAUUCUAGUGCCAGUGCUGCAACCAGGUCAUCAUCCUCUGAGUCCAAGUCGAGUUGUACAGUCCCAGUGCAGGAGUCCAAGGCUCCAGAGAAGGAGUCUGAGUUCAAGGCUCCAGAGAAGGAGUCUGGGUUUAAGGCUCCAGAGAAGGAGUUUGAGUCCAAGGCUCCUGAGAAGGAGUCUGAGUCCAAAGCUCCAGAGAAGGAGUCUGGGUUUAAGGCUCCAGAGAAGGAGUCUGAGUCCAAGGCUCCAGAGAAUGAGUCCAAAGCUCCAGAGAAGGAGUCCGGGUUUAAGGCUGCAGAGAAGGAGUCUGAGUCCAAGGCUCCAGAGAAGGAGUCUCUGGAGGUUUAAGAACCCGGAGUAGUAAAUGUUAUAUGGAACAGUGAAAACAGUGAGUGAAAAGGGUAGAUUGGUAUUUGGGGCCAGCUGCUGGGGCCAGCUGCUGACCCAGUGCGAAAUAUGUUUUGUUGCUGUUGAUAAUUGUCCUUGAGGGGUUUAGGUUGGUUGACGGGCAGUUCUAUGGGCGUAUGUGAAGCCCUCUGUGACAUGCUUGCGUGUAAAAAGGGCUAUAAAAAUAAGUGUUGAUUUGUCUACACUAUGCGUAACUUCUUUAAUACUCGUUCGCUGUCAAAACAGACUGUAAAAACAGCCUGUUCCUUGAUGCAUAGGCCUACCAAUAAUAAUACUGUUAGAACCGUGCACUUCUUAUCCUUAAGUAUGUACCGCACUUGAUUAUUGACUAUUUAUGCGUCGAUUUUUACAAAGGUAUUUGCUAAUCAAGGAGAAACAGAUAUUGUUCGUCAGUACAGCAGCUCCAUCUCCUGGUCUAUACUAUAAUGUACAUUUAAAAAGGAUAUUACUAGUUUUUAGAAUCACUUAUGAGGUCCGUACUGAGCUACGUUUGAUAGUUCUGUGUCUUAUAAACUUUUACUUUUAAUUCGUGGUCUCAUAAU